UACAAAAAUAUAAUAUAAUAUAAACACACACUGGCACAGAUCACAAGGGGAAAUGCACUGUAAUGUAACAGUCCCAGAAGAACAUACAAGUGUAGUGUAUUUGGAGGGUCGCAGACAGUUUUAUAUUAUCUAAACCUGCAGCCAGUCUUUGGGUUGCAGCUGACAAGAUUAAUGAAUGGGGCGAGACAACAAUGAUCUCGCUCGCGCGGUGCUGCCCUCUGCUGGCCAGUGGCAAAACGGCACUUCUGGCAGCUCGCUGUUGUCCUGAAAUAACAGUGCUCUUCCUCCGGUGACACAUUUCUUGUGGGUCAGAGCUGUGCCGGUCCGGUCUUGGAAAGGAGCGCGGAGGAGCUCUUAUCGGGAGACACAAAAGCACCAAACAACCAAACGGCUGGUUGGCUGCAGGAUUUUGUCGACGAGUUUAUUUUCACGAGAGAUGAGUCAGCGUAACACCACAUUCAAGCUUUCCAGCUAGAGGUGUGUGAUCUGGAGGGAGAGAAAAGGAAAGCAGAGAACAUGGCGCUGUCAGAUGGCUUGUUGCUGCAGGUGAACAAUGGAGAACAGUGGUGCAACCGCUGGAAACACCCCAACGAUGACUCGGACCGCAGCACCAGCCCCUCCGUUCUGCGCUGCGUUGCCAGCACAUGGAAGGAGGGCCUGCUGAACAGAAAGAGGCCCUUUGUGGGCCGUUGCUGUCACUCCUGUACACCACAGAGCUGGGAGAAACUGUUCAACCCCAGUAUUCCAUCUCUGGGACUACGCAACGUCAUCUACAUUAAUGAGACCCACACAAGACAGCGGGGAUGGCUGGCGCGCAGGCUGAGUUAUGUGCUGUUCAUCAUGGAGAGAGACGUCAACAAGGACAUGUUCCCCAGGAACGUCGUCGACAACGUGCUCAACAACAGCAGGGUGGAGAGUUCUAUCGUGGAGGUAGCCACGGAUUUGGACGCUGCGGCCAGCCAGCCGGGCCAGGAGCACAAAGCAAUCAGUAAAGUGAAGCAGAAAGCCAGGGCCCUCCUGCAGGAGAUGGUGGCCAACAUUUCACCGGCCUUUAUCAGGUUGACAGGGUGGGUCCUCCUUAAGCUCUUUAAUGGUUUCUUCUGGAGUAUCCAGAUCCACAAGGGUCAGCUGGAAAUGGUCAAGAAAGCUGCUACAGAGCAAAAUAUGUCGAUGGUCUUCCUCCCGAUUCACAAAUCCCACAUUGACUACCUGCUCAUCACCUUGAUCCUGUUCUGUCACAACAUCAAAGCCCCUCACAUUGCUGCUGGAAACAACCUCAGCAUUCCCAUCCUCAGCACCCUCAUCCGUAAACUUGGUGGAUUUUUCAUACGCCGGAGAAUGGAGGAAACAGGGGAUGGAAAGAAAGACAUUUUGUACAGAUCACUCUUACAUGCAUACACGGAGGAGUUGUUGCGUCAGCAUCAGUUCUUGGAGAUCUACCUGGAGGGAACCCGCUCCCGCAGCGGCAAGCCGUCCACCGCGCGCGCAGGCAUGUUGUCCAUCGUGGUCGACACGAUGUGCACCGGGUCGAUCGCCGACGUUCUGGUGGUUCCGGUUGGCAUCUCUUAUGAUCGUAUUCUCGAAGGCAACUACAAUAGCGAGCAGCUGGGCAAACCUAAGCAGAAUGAGAGUUUGUGGGGAAUAGCAUGUGGAGUGUUCAGGAUGCUGAGGAAGAACUACGGUUGUGUCCGAGUUGACUUCAACCAGCCCUUCUCCCUAAAGGAGUACCUGGACUCUCAGAGAAACCGUCAUAUUCCACCGUCGGUGUCCCUGGAGCACACCUUGAUGCCCAUCAUUAUUUCUGCACAACCUGAUGCUCAGCUGUUCGAGGGGCAGGAAGAGGAGCAGCUGAACAGAGAGCUGCCCAAUGACAUUUUAAGACGACAUCUUAUUAACAACCUCGCCAAGCACGUCCUUUUCACGGCAAAUAAGUCAUCAGCAAUCAUGUCCACCCACAUUGUAGCCUGUCUGCUGCUGUACAGACACAGACAGGGCGUGGCACUGUCCAAGCUGGUGGAAGACUUCUUCAACAUGAAGGAGGAGAUCCUGUCACGGGACUUCGAUCUGGGGUUUUCGGGGAACUCGGAGGACGUGGUCAUGCGUGCCCUCCACCUGCUGGGAAACUGCGUGAAUGUGACCAGCGGUGCAAAUCGCAACGGAGAGUUCACCAUCGCACCCAACCAAACUGUACCGGCGCUUUUUGAGCUCAACUUCUACAGCAAUGGCCUUUUCCACGUCUUCAUUUCCGAUGCAAUCAUUGCCUGCAGCAUCCUGUCGCUGCAGCGAGAGCUGGUCGCGGAAUCAGAGUCUGACCAACCGGCUGACGGUCCCAGCAGCCUCCCCCUCAGUCAGGAGAGACUCAUCCGCAAGGCCGCCGGGCUCUCUCACUUUCUUAUUAAUGAGGUGGCAGUAGCACCACCCUGUCAGACUAUUUACCAGGUGUUUCAUGAUGCAGUGAGCCGGCUGAUCCAAUAUGGAGUUCUCUACGUAGCAGAGGAGGACCAGGAAGAACUGAGUCCCAGUCCCACAGAGGAACCGUGGCCCAAAAAGUUCCCCGAGCCCCUUUCCUGGAGAAGCGACGAGGAAGACGAGGACAGUGACUUUGGAGAGGAGCAGAGAGAUCGCUACCUAAAGGUGAGCGUUUCCGCAGAGCACCAGGAGUUCUUCGUCUUCCUCCAGCGAAUUGUGAGCCCGGUGCUGGAGGCCUACAGCGGCGCUGCGAUCUUCGUCCACAGUCUGAGUCAACCAAUGGCCGAGUCCGAGUACACCCAGAGGCUCUUCAGAUACCUGCUCACCCGCACAGAGAGAGGAGUGGCUGCUUAUGGUGAAAGUGCAACUCAUUACCUGGUUAAGAACACAGUGAAGACAUUCAAAGAGCUUGGGGUCCUGAAGCAGAGAAGAGAGAACCAGGUGUUGACUCUGGCGCUGAGCAGCACUUUUCUACCUCAGGCCAAUCGGAACAAACUCCUGCAGUACAUCUUGGGUUUCGCCCUGCUGUGACCGACACGUCCGGCUCAGACCCCAGGCUCCUUCCAAUAAAGGGCUUCUACUGGUUACUUCUAAACAAUCCCAGGUGCUACUCUGUGGAAAGCUUUACCAGGAAGUGCCUUCAUGUAACAGCCGCUAACUGUUAGCUGUUAGCCGGAAGAGACUUGAAGCCAGUCUUCCCUUUUUGUUCCAGUCUCUGACUUCCCGUCUCAGAACUGUGCAGCUGAUAACACACAUGUAUCGUCCUUUGAAGAGGUACCUCUAGGGAUCACCCCCCCUCUCUUUGUGAAUUUUGCCAGUGAAGUCAUGAGGUUUUAAUAUGAUCAACAUUUUAAACUUAAUCAGAAAAUAUACUCAAGCAGGUUAGUGAAUAGGAAUCACUUUUACAGCAAUCCGAACAAAGCAAGCUGCCUUUUUUCGUCCAUUCAAGUAAACAAGCAAAAUAUGCAUAGACGAUAAUGGUAAACAUAAACAAGCGAAGGCGGUUUUAUGUUAACUCUGCUUGUUUGUAAAACUGCUGUAUUCUCUCCAGUGCACUGCACUAUCAUACAGUAGAAGACAUGUUAAAAUGUAGUUUGAUGAAAGGAUCAUUUAAAAAACAAAUCCAUGUACAUAGGCCACAAGAGUCUCUCAUUUGUUGUGCGUUUAAAUGCAUGCACACCAAUGUCAUCAACUUUAAUGAUAUAGGAAACAUUAGAUAGAAAGAUUUGUCUCUGCUAAAUGCGUACAUAUCCACAUUUUUAUUUGCUAAAUCAAAAGUUGAAAUCUAAUCCUCCUUAAAGAUAGUUUUGGUCAAUUAUACUCCACAGUUGCUGAUUUACGGUGUCAAAGACAUGAGCAGCAAAUCAGUUAACAAUAUAUUUCCUUGGCAAACACAAAAUGUACAUUUUGAAAGUCUUAAAAUCACAAGCAUCUCCAGUUCAGUGAACUCAAACCACUACUUUCUAAGUGCGUUCAGUUACACUUUUCAUCAUGGGGUUUUUGUAGAAAAGUAACUUUGACUCCUUGCAUAGCAGCGUGUUCACCUGUUGAUCAACGGUACACAGCAGAGCACUGAGAACACUUCAUGCCAGCCAUCACAUCCACUUAGGUUCAAAUGCAACAAGCUCAGAAACUCUUAGGUCACGCCUUUCAGCUUUAUAAAAGCUGUUAUAGCAUAACUGCUGAAAGAGUCGUUUUGCUCUAAUGGAUGGGCAUUUGCAAAACAAAGGAGCUGCAUAGUGUGGUUAAAACAUUAAUGGUACAUAUCCAUUCAAACAAAAGAUAAUAUCUCUAAAUGUUAACAAGAUAAUGUCUCUGUUGUACUGGUGAAGAAAGGAGAGGACGUUUUUCUCCUUUGUAUACUUUUAUGUGCAGAUUACUGAAAAUUAAAUAAUAGCCCUUAACUGUCAGGUUUAUUUAUUCUUUAUUUUUCUUGGUUCACCGCUUCACUUUAAAAUGUCUCACUUUCAUAAAAUUACAGUCUGAAUUUGCUCUGUAAACACACCUAAAGCAAGUUGGUCCUGAUCCUUUCAGUUUGUGUUCCAAAAUGUUCACAACAUUGUGUCAGACUGGUUGGGAGUAAAAACUCUGUGGUAACAGAAUAUUGAAAAUCAAAAACAGUCCACAAAAAAAAAAAAGAAUCACUGAUCUUGUGCAUUUAGCUGAUUUAACAUUUCAAUUUUAUUUUAUUUUUACUGCAAAAUAACACAAUAUGACUGAAUAUUUAGACCUUGUCCUAUGUGUGUUGAUCAAAUUCUGAAUACAUUGAACAUAAAUGAACAACAUCGAAGUUAAUGUUGGUGUUUAGGUUCACACCAACUGAUGAAGAUAAAAAAGAAGGAAUGUUUGGAAGGGGGGCAAAAAAAAAAAGUUUGAUACAUUUUCUGGAUUUUUAGAGGAGAUGCUUACAACAUUUUCUCAGAUUGAUAAUGUGAAGAAGACCAUGUGAAUGUUAGAAAUCAACAUUCUUGAUCUGUCAGGGCAAUACAAGUAAACGGGCUGUGGGUGUCUGGUGGUAAACAUGUAAGUCAAUAUUUAUACUGAAAGACUUGUUGACGGUGAUCAACAACACUGCUUGUUACAAUUAACUUAAAUGCUUUUUGUCAACAUAUUGCUUCAUUCAAUAUUAUAGACCUGCAUAUUUUCAUGCAGUCUUUAAAAUAUGUGUACAAAAUAACCCUGAAAUGGAAACCUGUGGAGGAUCGGUGACCUGUUGAGCCGCAGCAUGUGGAACAGAAAUGUAUGUCAUUUAAAUGUGAAUGUGAUAAAAGUGAUUUGAUUUACAUUCGAAGCAUUUCUGAGCCCACAAUCUGUUCAAGUCGCCAUGCUGAGGAACCCCCCCCCCCCCCCCCCACACACACACACUCCGCCAAGAUAAAAAAACAAACACCACGUACUGUACUGCAUGAUUCCUCUGGUCGCCUUUAAUCAUCGACAUUUCAAUGUGAACUCGGCUUAAACCUGAGAAUUGUAUUUUACAGUCAUGUUGCAGAGAAAAAUAGCUGAAGUUCAAUUUGUUUACCUCUUGAAUGUAUCUCAUCUGUCCCCGAAAAGGUCGGUGCGAUAUCGCAGAGCACUCGAUGGAGUCGGUACACGCGUGAUACAGUUUUUCUGAACUGCUCAUUGGGAUUAUUGUUAAGACUAAUCGCUACUGAAGCUGCAUUAACAACAUCCCUCUACAACUAUGUAACUCUGUAGGAGAAAAGAAAGCCUGUAUCUGGGGAGCAGGUGCCUUUUUAAUACACUGUAGUGUUCUUUGGUUGUGCUUUUAUUUGUUGUGUUUUUGUGCAUGUUAACAAAAGAUUAUUUCGUGUGGGAAUCCAAAAGAACACUAGAUUGUAAUUUAACAAAAACACAGCAGCCGAGAACUUGUCGUUAUUAGAAGAAGAAUCACCAGCUCCUGAAAAACAAAAAGUGUCACUUUUUUUGUUCUUGCUUUCUCCCAGCAAAGCACAAUUGGCAUUAUUAGAUUUUGUUUUUAAAUAAAUUAAUGAUAGAUUAACAA
Pseudoliparis swirei is the source of this 5974-nucleotide messenger RNA. RefSeq names its product glycerol-3-phosphate acyltransferase, mitochondrial (gene gpam). Gene Ontology annotation, biological process: phospholipid biosynthetic process. Gene Ontology annotation, molecular function: glycerol-3-phosphate O-acyltransferase activity. The record is from RefSeq and is a predicted model, not a curated record. The coding region runs from base 517 to 3000 and encodes 827 amino acids. Gene Ontology annotation, cellular component: mitochondrial membrane; plasma membrane. NCBI's taxonomy places the organism in Eukaryota, Metazoa, Chordata, Actinopteri, Perciformes, Liparidae. The transcript is spliced from 21 exons.